UCAAUUAUCUAAAGCAAUUUUCUUCCCUAACAGUGAAUGUAGUAAUAAGUCAUUAACGAAAAAGAUAAUAAUAAAUUAGGUUACUAUGGACCCUCCGUUAUGGCGAUAUUCAAACCCAACCAUAGGAUAUACGAUUAGAGACAUAAGUGAUGAGAAGACCCAUUAAUUGUGAUUGUGUUUACUAUAAAAUAAAAUACAUCACAAAAAUGUGGAUCAGCUUUUUCUUUCGUUAGGUUUGACGACAAGAAACUGUAGAAGAAACUAAAUUAUUAGUGAAGAAUCGUCCAUACAUAGCUUUUUGUCUUCUCAACUAAAGCACACUGCCCUAGACGGAAAAAAAACUGAAUAACAAAAAAACGAUGAUUUGAUAAUUAUAAUCGUAUCAUCUCCUCGUUGUUGAAUUAUAUGCCAUCAAUCAUUUGCUUUAUGAUGUUCCACUUUUCUUCUCUUUCCUUUUUGAUUCUGUGUAUAUUAUUAUAAUAGCAUUUAUAAUUAUUUAUAUAAAAAUAAAAUAAAGACAAACUUGUAUGUCCGCAUAGAUAAAUAAUGAAAACAAAGAGAGGCGAUAAAUUUCUUUUGAAACUCAGUGUCUUAUAAGGUAAAGACGUGAUUUUACAAUUGUUCAAAUCGAUCUUUCAUAAUAGAUUCCACAAAGGUAAAUUCAAUCACAAUUAUGUUGAUAAAUGGAUAUUGAAAAUAAAGAGAAACGAUAGAUUUAUUCAAUGUCCCUCCUAAAAUGAAUGUUAUAUUAUCUCGUAGAUUUUGUUGAUGACACAAUUCAAUAUUGUGGACAUGUUUUCUCAAGGCCGGCUUAGGUAUAGGGAAAUGGACGUAGAGUCCGGAGUCCAAAUUGUUUUUGUAUAAAUAGUAUUAGAAAAAUGGCCCACUUUAAAAAAAAAAAAUUAGGAAUAGAGGUUCAAAUAUUUUUAAAUUAUCUAUAAAUAUAUGUGAAAAAAAAUUAAAGUUAUUUUGUCUAAGAGCCUGAGAUGUGGCCAUAUGUUUUUUGAAUAUCGAAAUGAGAAGUGAUUUUGUGAAAAAGAUGACUUAAUUGGCCAAUUUUCAACAACAUGGAUAAGGAUAACACCAACAAGGCAACAAACCCCUACACAUGUAUCUUCAUGUGAUCAUGUCACAAGUAGGAAAGAGGUAACCACAAACACCUGCACUCAAAAUAUCUUGUAGGAAAGGUAAGCAAAUCUAAGAAAUGAAGAUAUAAAAUUUAACAUGGGCAUAUACGCUAACAUGUUCGGAGGAUACCUGUACACUAAAGAAAGAUGGUAAUGAGAAAAUAAUUUUUGGGGAUAUAAUUGGGUCUGAAGAAAGGAUUUGUGAAUGAGUGUUUAAUUUAAGUGAUUCAUUAAUAUUAGCCUAAGCGCAAUUGUAGGCCCUUCAAUACAACGUGGAGCGUGAGAAUAAAAUCUAAAAUUGUACAAUCGGGUUGGUAAAAAAAAUUGUACAUACGGGAGUACAGAGAAAUUGAAUCAGACAAAUGAAUGAAAUGAUAAAUGGGAGGUAAAGACGCCUUCCGAGAAUGGAUAUAUAUUAACUCAUUUCAGUUAUAAAAACUUGAAAUUUUUAAGCCAAUGAGAAACUGAUUAAUAGACAACUUAUCUUAUUAUUUUCACGAUAGUUUUAUUUAGUUCUACCAAAUAUGUGAUAUAAUAAGUUACAAAAAUCAGUAAAUUGACUUUAUCUGUUCAGUUAAACUCAACAAUUUCAGUUCAAACAAAACUAAAAGUGUUAAUUAACAAAAAAAAGAAAAAGAAAAAAAAACAGGUUCAAAGUUUUUAAACAAACAUUUUGUUUUUAUUAUAUUAGAAUUUUAUCAAAACAAUUUUGCACUUUCAAAACGCAGAUAAGAAUCUAGUUUUACAUUUAAAUGCAUAAGUAGAAAAAUAUGUAUAAAAUAUAUCAAACACUUAGAAUAUCUAUAGGUACUUCCAAAAUCUUACAAUUUAUUCAAAUUUCAGUUUUUUUUUGUUUAUUUCACGUUUGUUCAAAUAUCCUAACUAUAAAUAUCUAAGAUUUGCAAUUCAGACAAAGUUGUCUUUAAUUUUUAUGGAUCACCAUUCUCAAAAAUUCGACCAGCUUUCACCUUUUUCAGGACUUUUUUCUUGGGAAAUCUGUUUUUUAGAGCAAAAAAAAGGAAACUAUGUUCCUUUAGACUAAUCUGUACUACUUUAUGUCCUAUUAGACUAAUUUUUUCGAAAAUGGCAGUAAUGCCCUUAAAAUUGUAAUUUUUUAAAAAGAUAAAUAAUGAGUUCGACAAUCGGGAUCGAUCGAUCCAGAUUUACAAGUUACAGUGGAUCGAUCGAUCCCGAUAAUUAUUCAGAACAAAAAAAAACGCGAAAUAUAUACUGAUCGACCUGGUCCAUUUCACUCGAUCGGCGAAGGUCGAUUCCGUACAGAUCGACCGAUCCACUAAGAAUAGAUCGAUCGAUCCCGUGCCCAGGAAAGAAUCCCAAAUCGAUUUUUUUGGUUUUGUAUGAUUAUAUCCGGGUUGAUUCCCACUUGAUUUGAACCGACCAAGCAUGAUUUCAACUUUUUAAGCUCGAUUUCUCUGGGACAAAACCCUUAAUUUCCCAUUCACGAACAAAGGGAGAGAAAAUCAAAUUCUCACCCAAAGUUCAUUAACCCUAACUCACUCAAUUCUCUGAUUUGGACGAUUAUUUGGCCUAACUCAUACGAUUUCGUGAGCUUUUUACGAAUCUAUCACUCUUUAGUUCGUUCUGCAAAGGUAUGAAACUCUAUCUCCACUUCUUUUUAGAGUUUGAAAAUAGAAAGGUAAAAGGUAAAUUUUUUGAGUUAGUUAAGAUAUUUAGACUUCAAUCAUGUGUUAAGGUGAUGAUUAGAGAAGAUUUUGUACACAAUCAUGGUUUAAAUCAUAUUUUUGGGAUAGAUUUAGGGAUUUUAGGUUUUUGUUAUUAAUAGAUAUAUGUUGUAUUGUUUUCAAAUUUCAGGUAUGGAGUUGGAGUUGCCUAAUCGUUUAUACGGUGAGGGAUUGGAACCUCAGGUUAAGAAGAUUAAUAACAGCUGCCGACUAAAACUUCUCGAGUUGCUAAAAGAAAAAAUGGAACCAGAAUUCGAUGAAGUUAUGAAAGAUCCCAUUUUUUCACAGAUUAUGGUUAUCCAGAAGAAUGAUCUGAAGUUUUCGGCGAGGUUGGUACACUCUUUCUUGUGUAAGGAGUUGAUGACAAGCAAGAGACAUGAGAAGUGGUUCACUUUCGCUAGGAGACCUCUGCGUUUUGGAUUGCAAGAGUAUCAUGCUGUCACUGGUCUGAAAGUGAAGCGAGAGAAUAACAGUGGGCUAGUGACAUGGAAAGACGAUAAUGGUUUUUGGAGCAAGCAGAUAAAGACAAAUGGAAAAAUAAAUUUGCAGAUCAUAAAAAAGAAGCAUUUGGAAGAGAGCAAUACCUGGACUUGGGUUGAUAGGGUGAGACUGAUAUAUCUUUGCGUUAUUAUGGGUGUGGUGAUGGGAAAGGAUGAGAAGGUGAAUAUCCCGCAUCUGUACAUGAAGUUGGCGAUGGAUUUGGAGAAGCUUCGGAAUUACCCAUGGGGUCUGUAUUCGUUUGAUUUCCUUCUGAAGCAAAUUGAUAAAACAAGGCAUAAAUUAGAGCAGAAAGAGGGGUAUCUGAUGGAAGGAUUCUUGUUUGGUUUCCAAAUUUGGAUAAUGGAAGCUGUUCCUGCUUUAGGAGAGAUUUGUGGCACAAAAGUCAGUAAAAAUUUUACAGGUCCACUGUGUGGUAAUUGGAGAGGAUGUGCAAAAUGUUCUUAUGAAGAUAUCAUUGGCGUUGAGAACUUAUUCCCAGAAAACGGGAUUUUGCAUUCAUUCAUGGAAUCCCACAUAGAUGGAGUGGUCCUUUUGGCAACUGAUUUUGUACAGAAGGAUGAGAAGAAAGAUGAAAGAGUAGAUCGUAUUUUAGAUAUGAUCAAUAGUAAACAUGAUUGAAACAAUCAUGUUUGGGGAGUAAAAGAAGCUACGAACUCUGAAUUUGAGGAAUUUGGCGAAGAGAAAGGAGAGGAUCAAACAGCUGAUACUGAGAGAGGUGAAAAUAGUCAUGUUGCAGGGAAUGUUGAUGGCACAGCUGAUGUUUCGGGAAGAAACAAGAGAAAGCAUGCAGACCGAGGAGCAGAGUCAAGGAAAAAGAAUGUUUUGUGCUACCUAGCUGCUUCAUCAAAAGGAAAUAUUGACACAGAUAUGAAAAAUUUCUUGGAGGAUCUGGUACAAGCUUCUUUUACUGGUUUUGGGGAGAAAUUCUGUCAGCAGUUCUCGGACAGGUUGGGUAAGAUUGAGACUGAGGUUACACAACUCAGGACAGCUUCAGAGAGAACUGAGCAAUUUGAGACCGUUGUAACCGACAGAUUGGGGAAAAUUGAGGCUGAGGUUACACAGCUCAGGACAAGUUUAGUGGUGACUGAAUUGGUGGGAAAGAGUGAUCAAGCAGCGGUCCUAGCUUGACCAAAAUCAACAGUGGUCCUAGCACCAGCAAAAAAGGCACUGCUCCAACAAAGAAAAAGGUAACUACUAAGAGAAAGAGUUAAAAGAUGUUGAAAGCUUGGAACUAGGCGAUGGAAUGUAGGUCUUUGAAGCUAGGUUGUUAGAACUUGGAAUGAGGCGGUAAUAUGUAUUUGAAACUUGUCGUUUAUGUAAUCACUAUAUUUAAUGUAAUAUGUAUUUGGAAGUUUGUAUGUUUAUUAUGGAUUUCAAACUUGGCGUUUAUGUCUAUUCUCUA
Messenger RNA from Brassica rapa (field mustard), 4733 nucleotides. RefSeq lists its product as uncharacterized. The record is from RefSeq and is a predicted model, not a curated record. Lineage: Eukaryota; Viridiplantae; Streptophyta; Magnoliopsida; Brassicales; Brassicaceae.